AUGGAGGUUUUAUUCCAUCCAACAGUGUUAAAGAUUCUGCACGAGUGGAAGAAAAGCCAAGAAGAAGAGGUCCCCAUGGAUCUUCUGGCUUUGCUGGUGGACUGCAAAUGGGAGGUGGACUAUGAUUGGAUGGACAAGGUUCUAUAUUCGUACAAGAGGACAUCGAAAAGAAGAAAGGACAGGAUAGAGGCCCUCAAGGAAUUGGUCGAGUCUAAGUUCAGGAUUGAGAUGGUUGAUGGAAGGAGCAAGGAUGUCAGAGGCGUGUAUUUUCUGAAGGAUCCUGCACUGGUCUCUAAGAAUAUCAGAAAACUGCUGAGAAGUAGAAGGAAAAGAAGGCCUGAGCAUGAGGGGGCCUUUGAUCCAUCCUCCGAUGCAGAAAAGAAGGAAGCCAGUAGUCCAGGGAUAUUGAGGUUUGUUAAGAUAGAGGACAGAAAGAAACCUUCUGCAGAUAUGCUUGGUAAGUUCUCGCCGAUAUGCUUUGACAGAGAUGUUAUGAUCGGUACACCUACAAGUCCUAUAAGCUCAACGGUGCGUGUAAGAAGGAAUAUACGGGAUCCAAAGAGAUUGUCCUUCAUCAAGUUUUCUGGCCAGCUGAAGCCACCCUUCUACGGGUUUAGGGAAGACAAGCUUCAUGUAAGAAACAGCCUUGCAAAGCUUCCACAGGUCCUAGAUUAUGAGCAUGAGUCUGACUGGGAAGACGUCGAAGAUGCAGAAACCAUUGGAAGCACGGAGGAGGAAUCUGAAGAAGAGGAAGACAACUAUGAUUGGAUAGAGCUGGAUUCUGAAAGGAGAGAGCUGUCAAAGCCAAGCAAAAGGCCGUCUCUUUCGUUUCCCCCUUGCAGGCUGAGUAUCUCUCCAUCGUUCUCACCCUCCUGGAUCUCGCUUCCGUUGGAGGAGCGUGAGGUGUUUCCAGAAGAACUUUCUCAGGAACUCAUCAGGGAGCUGCCCUCCCAGAAGGAUCUUGGGGCAUUUGUAAGGAGAUUUGGAAAUAGAUAUGUUAUUAAGCAGUCAGCAGUAAGUGAGAAGCUCAAGUCUCUUGGACUAGGAGACAUGACCACAAUAAAGAAGAUGGUGUAG
Encephalitozoon hellem ATCC 50504 is the source of this 1077-nucleotide messenger RNA. RefSeq lists its product as uncharacterized. Lineage: Eukaryota; Fungi; Microsporidia; Unikaryonidae. The record is from RefSeq and is a predicted model, not a curated record. The coding region runs from base 1 to 1077 and encodes 358 amino acids. The transcript has a single exon.